Paramisgurnus dabryanus is the source of this 3159-nucleotide messenger RNA. RefSeq names its product receptor (G protein-coupled) activity modifying protein 2 (gene ramp2). Gene Ontology annotation, biological process: receptor internalization; intracellular protein transport; angiogenesis. Gene Ontology annotation, cellular component: signaling receptor complex; cell surface; membrane. NCBI's taxonomy places the organism in Eukaryota, Metazoa, Chordata, Actinopteri, Cypriniformes, Cobitidae. The record is from RefSeq and is a predicted model, not a curated record. Gene Ontology annotation, molecular function: coreceptor activity.
AUGUUUCGGCGGGGGGACUCAUAACAAAGUUCAUUUAUGAAAUCAUUAAUAGUGUGGGACUGCAACGUCCCUAUUGCUGCAACUUUGGUUCUUCUUGUGGUGUCCUGACCGAGAGACAGUUGAUGGCAACACUGGGAUAUAUUAGAUGAAACCCUCCCUAUUUUCAGUGCCUCUCCAAUUGAGUGUAUCCACCACCCAUUUAAGGAAAUGAGCACAUCCUGUUUUUUCAUAGUCUUCCUGUUGAAAAGUUCAUACAUUUGAUUUGUGUAAGCUGAGGUAGACAGACAGUUUGUUCCCAGGAUUAAUGCAUAAUGGCCCACAUACCAGCUUUAAAACCAGCGGGGACUCUUCUGUUUUGGGUAUGUCUGAGUCUAAUGGUCACAACUCUGCAAUCGCUGCUUCCCAAUGGACAGAAACACAAUGUGAGGCAAACUGCUUCAACCCCACCGACAUCAGUUCUAACCACAACAAACACCACAGCAGAACUUGGCCAUGGAGAGAGAAAAAUAUAUGGCUGUGGCGAUAGGACGAUCUGUGGAGUAUACUGUUCAAUAUGUAUGAGCAGUACCUGGAGCCCACAGGAAUGCUAUGAAGGCCUGGUUCAGACGUGUCUAUAUAUUUUUGAAGAAGAUAUGUAUUCCAUAAACAGUACAGACUGGUGUUCUUUGGAAAAAGUAAAGAGCGCCUACAACAAUUUCACUUUGUGUACCGAGACCAUUGCUGACUGUUUGCUGCUUCCCUGGCCUAACCAAUUUGUUGAAAGACUAUUUGUAGCAAUCCACACAACGUAUUUUCAAACAUGUCCCAUAGAGGCGCUCCGAGACCCCCCUCCCAGCAUCGUCCUGGCCCUAGUCAUGACCCCCAUAUGCCUCAUCCCUGUUAUCGUGGUUUUAGUUGUUUUCAAGACCAAAAAUGGAGACAGGAGGUCCUAGAGAAGAUUCCAAGUUCGAGAAGGGUUUUUUUUCUUAUUCCCAUUUGUUUCCUCAAUUGGGAUAGCAUCCCACCUGUGCCCUAGGAUAUUGACCUGGCCCAACAUUAACGCAGUGAAUUCACACCUGAUCAUCUCUUAAUCAUGAUGGAGGAUGACGUUUGUUCAUCUGGACUCUAACUUAAAAUGCCAUGGAGCUGAGGAAGUUCAUUGAUGGUUAGAAGAGUGCAUUUAAGUUGCAGAUAUCUUUGGCAUUAUGAUGAAAGUCGCAUUAACUUUUGAUGUGAAAUGGCAAGAAUGAAGAAGUCAGACAUAUUACGUACAUAACUAGAUGUACAAGACUAAAUGCAGAACUAUGGAUGGAAUGAAUGUCCACUUUAUGCACUGUAAGAAAUAUCUUAAGUCAUGUUUUAAUGUAGGUUGUUGUUAGUUAAGUGACAAGAGCUGUUUAGCUGACUCUUAUUAUAAUGAAAUCUUUAUGAUUGUAUUUCUGUUUAGACAAAAGUCAAUAAUGAAUGACUUUUAAAAUUUAUUAUGGCAACUAUUGGGGAAUUAAAAGUAAAUUAGUCAAAUUGUAUGCAUGACAGAACAAAGCCAAAUGAGAAUUCUCAACCCUUUCAACUGGCAGCUUAUUGAAUGACUGUUUAUUUAUAUAAGUUAACAGCAUACAUGUGUCUGUGAAGGAAUCAAAGACACUGUUGAGUUGAGAGGGGAGGGACUGAAGGAAUGGUAGAAAAUAAGUAUCUCGUCCUCUUUACUGGCAUCAUUAUGAGUGUUACUGUAUAGCAAAGCUUUGCUUAGCACCAUUAUGACUGUAUUAUUAUACACUGUAAAAAAUAUAUUUGUUUGUUCAACUUAAAAAAAGUAAGUUUCCUGGUUGCCUUAACAUUUUGAGUUCAUUCAACUAAAAUAUAUUAGUUGACUCAAAAAAGUUUCAAAAUUUGAAGGCAACCAGGUAACUUACUUUUUAAGUUGAACCAUACAUUUUUUACAGUGUAGUCACAUGAACGAGACUGACAUUGUGGAUUAUGUCUUCACAAGAAGUUGAUAGUUUUAAUUGAAGGAAAGCUAUUUUAAAGGAUUAGUCAAUUUUCUUAAAAAAAAAAACAAAUCCAGAUAAUUUACUCACCACCAUGUCAUCCAAAAUGUUGAUGUCUUUCUUUGUUCAGUCAAGAAGAAAUUAUGUUUUUUGAGGAAAACAUUCCAGGAUUGUAAUGGACUUUAAUGGACCCCAACACUUAACAGUUUUAAUGCAGUUUAAUAUUGCAGUUUCAAAGGACUCUAAACGAUGCCACACGAGGCAUAAGGGUCUUAUCUAGCAAAACAAUUUUGAAAAAUAUGCACUUUUAAACCACAACUUCUUGUUCUACCCCGAUCCUGUGACGCGCCAGCGCGACCUCACGUAAUACGUCAUCACGUCAAGAGGUCACGGAUGCGAAACUGUUUAAGUGUGGAGAAAGAGGACUGUUUCAACGUUGUUGUAUGUGGAAUGAUACUCAUUAAUAUCUUUGUGUCAGUUUAUUGUUUAAGAUGGUCCACAAAUGUGCGUUUCAUGUAACAUGUGACCUUUCGACAUCAUUACGCAAUUAUGUGAGAUCGCACUGGCUCAUCACACAGCCGGAGGAAGAAGACAAGUUGUGGAUUAAAAGUACAUAUUUUUAAUUUUUCUUGCCAAAAAUGACAAUCGUUUCACUAGAUAAGACCCUUAUGCCUUGUUUGAGAUCGUUUAGAGUUCUUUGAAACUGCGUUGAAACUGCAUUAAAACUGUUAAGUGUUGGGGUCCAUUAAAGUCCAUUAAAAUGAGAAAAAUCCUAUAAUGUUUUCCUCAAAAAACAUAAUUUUUUCUCGACUGAACAAAGAAAGACAUCAACAUUUUGGAUGACAUGGUGGUGAGUAAAUUAUCUGGAUUUUUUAAAGAAAAUGGACUAAUCCUUUAAGCUUGUUGUUCCUACACUGUAAAAAGUGAAAAGUUGGAUCAACUCAAAACAUUACUUAAUAUUUUUUAAGUUUAUCCAACUUUUACUUUUUACAGUAUAUCUGUCUUAAAAGAGAAAACAAGCUGAUUUAAAUGGCAUUUAAGGACUUUUCUGGGCGUCUUAACUAAGCACUUUGCGGAACCACUUUAAGAGCCUGUGAAGUAUAAUUUAAUACUUUUUUAAAUACUUUUUAUACAUCUUACUUUGUUAUUAUAUCAUGUUUUUACAUAAUUAAACUACAUUUUACCAACAGUG